GCUCAGCGGUUCACCAUAGAUUAUCAGGGGUCAGUGUACAGCCACGUCAAAGAUAGAAUUCGUUUCCGCUACAUGGAUCAACAAGACAAUUAUGAAUGCUUUAAACAAUGUAUCAGAGUGACUGGGUUUGGUACAGAGGAGCUACAUCAUAUCGCUGUGGUCGGCCUGGACGAGGCGGAUGCAGCUUCAAUCGCAGUCCUCAAAGCAAGUGCUGUUGGGUGUCAAAAGGGUGACCUCUUGUUCACGCUGGGCGGCAUGGCUGACUUUUCCCUGAUUGCACAUCGUCUCUACGGAGUUUGA
Clonostachys byssicola is the source of this 300-nucleotide messenger RNA. NCBI's taxonomy places the organism in Eukaryota, Fungi, Ascomycota, Sordariomycetes, Hypocreales, Bionectriaceae. The record is from the annotation of a GenBank genome assembly.